Messenger RNA from Fonsecaea multimorphosa CBS 102226, 264 nucleotides. RefSeq lists its product as uncharacterized. Bases 1 to 264 code for a protein of 87 amino acids. The transcript has 2 exons. Lineage: Eukaryota; Fungi; Ascomycota; Eurotiomycetes; Chaetothyriales; Herpotrichiellaceae. The record is from RefSeq and is a predicted model, not a curated record.
AUGAUGCGCUGGCUCGCAGCCGAGCGGAUCAAGGCACAUAUCGGACCCCUCCAUGCACGUCUGCGGACCUAUUCGACCUUGUUUCUCUUUGCCUGCAUUGGUCCUACCGCGGCCUCUGUGAGCUUCACUCCCUACGACACCAUAGAGCAAGGACAGAAGUGGGCUGCGGCAUUCUCAUCUGUGGUCGAAAUCACCUCGGAGAAGGGACUUGCGACUUACCUAGUGAUCAACACCGUCAAACACAUGCAGGAAAAGGAUUCAUAG